AGUACGGAGCAGCCUCCUGUAGCCGAAGGCUGGAUGGCGGCUCCCAGGCAGCCGCUCGGGGGGUGAGGCCGCGGGAUGAAGCGGGAUAGACGCGGGCAGACUAAGGCCUGUCUUCGGAGGGCUCCCGGGGCCACCGCAAAGGAAACCACGCAAGUGCCCAGACAGCCGCCGCCUCCACUGAUCCAGGAGCUUCCAGGGCCCAAAGCGGGCAUUGGAAGAACCUUGGGCAUUGGUUACUGCCGGCUGUGCCAUGGGAAGUUCUCCUCCCGCAGUCUGCGCCAGGCCUUUGGGAAGGUGCCGGUCACCGGUCGGAGCUCAGAGAAGCAGAAGAGGAUGGACCAGGUGUUCUUUGCUGACUUCCAUCAGCUGGUUGGGGUGUCGGUGCGGCAGGACCCCCGGCUGCCCCAGUUUGUGUGUAAGGACUGCCAUGCCCAGUUUUAUAAGUGCCGCAGCGUGUUACGCACCUUCAUACAAAGAGUGAACGCCUCCCCGACCACUCAUCACAGCAGCACGACAGGUGGUAAAGUGCACAGUCCUGACAGUGUUACCGCAGGGCCCUGCGCAGAUCUGAUCACCUCGAGCCCCGAGUGCCUGCACGGUCUGGUUAGCUGGACCCAUAGCCAUGCAGGGGGUUGCACUUCAGUGCCCAGCUUGCAGCAAGUGCUUUCCACGCAGUACAGUGGCAUCAUUCGGGCAGUAUGGGGUUGCGGAGAGGGGCAUGAUUACAUCAUGGACACGGACUAUGACCUCACUCCGGAGGUGCAGCCAAAGGCACCAAGUGGAAACGGAAUUCAUCCAGUUAGCGAAGCUGCGGACACUGCCCCCUUAGGAUACGUACUGCCGGACAGGGUGGAGACCACCCCCGCUGUAGCUGAUAUUGGACGGGCGGGUAAUCCUCCUGCACAGAGCAGAUCACUUGCACCGCUUCCGGAGGUACCCGUGGCUGGACAAGACGGAAGAACUUCUCCUGAGACUAACGACCCUGAAAAGGAUGAGGGCAGCGAGCUUUCAGACGGUGAUUCCCACAGCAAAGAUGAUGGAGAUGAGAGAGGAGACGUCUUGUCUUCAGAUGACUCCUUUGAACCACAUCCAGAAAAGAGGCCUCCUCCCAGAAAGACCAGACUGAGGAAAGCCCAGAAGGCCAAAGAGCCCAAAAUAAGAAAGAAGCCAGGACCUAAACCGGGCUGGAAGAAGAAGAUUAAGCGAGAACGCGAGGAGCUUCCCACUAUCUACAAGUGUCCUUACCAAGGCUGCACCGCUGUGUAUAGAGGAGCUGAUGGUAUGAAGAAACACAUUAAGGAGCAUCAUGAAGAGGUGCGGGAGCGGCCGUGCCCUCAUCCCGGCUGUAACAAGGUGUUCAUGAUAGACCGCUACCUGCAGCGGCAUGUCAAGCUGAUUCAUACUGAGGAGAGAAAUUACAUCUGUGACCAGUGUGGACAAGCAUUCAAGCAAAGGAAGCAUUUAUCUGUGCAUCAGAUGAGGCACUCAGGAGCUAAACCCUUACAAUGUGAAGUGUGUGGUUUCCAGUGCAGGCAGAGGGCUUCACUCAAAUACCACAUGACCAAGCACAAGGCUGAGGCCGAUCUGGAAUUUGCGUGUGACCAGUGUGGGAAGCGCUUUGAGAAGGCCCAUAACCUCAAUGUUCACAUGUCGAUGGUUCAUCCACUCACCCAGAGCCCUGCAAAGCCCCCGGAUACAGAACCUGACACCCCCUCAGGAACUAUGGAAGGACAAGCAAUGAAGCCAGAAUUAGCACAACAGCUCGGCAGCUGAGGACUGGUUUGUGUGUGU
Molecule: messenger RNA, 1791 nt
Organism: Bufo bufo (common toad)
Lineage: Eukaryota; Metazoa; Chordata; Amphibia; Anura; Bufonidae
Gene: ZNF276
Product: zinc finger protein 276
Exons: 11
Coding region: 76-1773 (565 amino acids)
Biological process (GO): regulation of transcription by RNA polymerase II
Cellular component (GO): chromosome; kinetochore; nucleus
Molecular function (GO): chromatin insulator sequence binding; zinc ion binding
Source: RefSeq, a predicted model, not a curated record